GAAGCAAAAGGGGGUUGGACGCAUGUUCAUUCAGAUUACUGGUAAAGUGAACAGUGCAGACUGACUGUAGGCUAUUUCGCGCCCAAGAAACUGCUUCCUACCAGGUAAACCUCUAGACAGGCCUGACAGUGGAGAUGUCUAAAGCGCCAGAUGGCCCCGCAAGGACCCGCUCCAGAUCAAAGUCCAGGUCCAGGUCUUGCACGCGGUCUCGUUCCAGAAGCCGCUCCCGCUCCAGAUCCAGGAAGCACCGCUACAGUUCUAGGUCACGUUCCCGCUCCAGAUCUCACUCUCCGUCCCACGGCAGGAACUAUCCCACCAGAGACUACCAGAACAACCGGGGUUACCAGAGGGGCUACAACCGUGGCUUCCGCAGACCCUUUUACUUCCGCGGUAGAACCCGGGGCUUCUACCCUCGCCAGGGUUACCAGAGAGGAGGUAACAGCUACGGCUACAGAGCCAACAACUGGCAGGGGGGGGGCUACCGGGACGGGCCGCCCCACGACCAGGACCACCACGGUCCUCACAGCCCCAGGAGAGGGAGAUCUCGGUCCCGCACGCCCCGGAAACGCUCAGGCAGCCGCAGCCACUCCCGGUCUCGAUACUCCGACCGUUCGUCCUCCAGGGGUUCCAGACGGUCCCGGCGGCACCACAGCUCCUCUUCCCGCUCCUCUUCCCCGCGGAAUCGCCGCAGCAGCCCCGGCUCAGGGAAGCCUGGCUCUAAAGAUGUAAAGGACAAGACUACACCAGCAGAGGCCAAGGAGGAGAGGGGAGGGGCUGGGGAGCAGGUAGGAGGACCAGGGGGAGAAGGCAGCAGUCAUGAUAAGGCCUCUGCUGGGAAAUGGCAGGGUCUGAGUGACUAUAACAACAGCCCCAAAUGCAGCAGUCCGGCUGUUGGUGCCAAACAGGGGAAGUCGGAACCCAAAGGGUCAUUGUGGAGAACCAUGGGCAGCACUGGCGGUGUUCCCUCUACCAAGAGCCCACCAGGCUCCACCAAGGCCGGGCCGACGGCCUCCACCAGUGGGUUUGGUUUCUUUGGCAAGGAGGAUCCCACCAGAGCAGACGAUAAGACUGCUAUUUCCUCUGCUUUCAAGAAGUUCUUGGCAGAAAACAAGAACAAAAAGCAGCAGCAGCAGGCGGCAGCAGAGUGGGAGAAUGGCCAGGACGGAGACAGCAGAGAGAAAGGGAACAGCAAGAUUGGAGGAGGCCUUUUCAACAUAACAGCAGCCUCCUUCAGCUCCAAGGCCGAUAAGUCUCUGCCCUUCCUGGAAAGAGCCGAAGAGGCCUUCCUCAAGUCUCAGGCUGCUGAAAGAGAGGAGGAGGAGGUGGUCAAGCCCAAAGGAGCCACCCUGACAACACGGGAUGUGUUUGGGAAGUGGGAAGACGAGCCCCAUUACUACCCCCUGGGGAAGGACGAGGAGAGACGGAGAGACACGGCCGAAGACUUGGAUGAAGACCUGGAGCACAUGGAAGAGGAGCUUUACCGCAGCCGCAAGCAGGCCUCCAAGAAAGAAGAGAAGUCCAAGAGGAAGGAGAAGAAGAAGGAGAAGAGUAACAGGAGGAGUCCAUCUCCCGUCAGCGCAGCAGUGCCCCCUAGGGGUUCAGGCAGCGGGGAGAAGGACAGGCCCCUAGCCCUGUUCCCCAUCAAUAGGUUGGAGUCACACCUACCCCGGUCCUCUGGGAAGAGGGAGGGCUUGGAGCACAGUAUCAACACAUUUGAUGAAAUGCCCAGCUCUUCUGGAAGUCUGACUAAGGAGCGUGGUUUGUCCAGGGAUCUGGUGCAUCCCAGUAAGAAAGAUCCCGGACAGUUCCGCUCCAUUUUCCAACACAUACAGGCUGCUCAACUCCAACGCAGCCCCUCCGAGCUGUUUGCGCAGCAUAUUGUCACCAUUGUGCACUACAUCAAAGCACAACAUUUCCACUCUUCAGGCAUGACUUUAAGUGAGCGAUUUGCCAUGUACCAAAGAAAAGCAGCUGAGAUGGAAUUGAUUAAACAAAGGAAGAGUCCAGAAAUCCACAGGAGAAUCGAUGUCUCCCCCAGUGCUUUUACCAGACACUCUCACCUGCUUGAGGAGCUGGAGGACUGCAGCUACAAGGAUCGGGGUAGAACAGCGAAAACGGACCCAAUGGACCUGCGUCUGGAUAUAGAGCGCCGUAAAAGGUUUUCUGGGAAGGAGCAACGAGACGGGGGCAAGGGCUCCCAAGGACCCAGCCAAGAGAGGUCCUCAGAGAAAUCUUCCAAACGCCACAAGAAAUCAAAAAAAAACAAGAAGAAUCGUAAUCGCUCUCCAUCCUCCUCCUCUUCCUCCUCCUCUCCCUCUCCCUUCAGAGAAGGGUUCAGAGGUAAAGACCACAUGAUGGGGGAGGAAAUGGAGCAUAUGGACCAGGGCUACAGUAAGCCUCGCUUCGGGUCCCGUGACUAUGAGGGUCCCAUGGAUAGGUGUCCCCCCCGUGACUAUGAGGGCCACAUGGAUAGGGGUCCCCCCCGCGACUAUGAGGGCCCCAUGGAUAGGGGCCGAGGACGUGGAGGAUUUCUUCCCAGAGUAAGAGGAGGAGGAAGGGGCUGGAAUAGGGGUAAUUACCAAGGUAACACAAGCAGCAAUGGCAACCCCCCUCCUAAUAUGAACGCUGCCCCCCCAGAGCGCCCCCCAGAUGAGGACUGGGACCCAGAGUACACCCCCAAGAGCAGGAAAUACUACUUUCAUGAUAACCGUGAGGACGAGAAGACAUGGCUGGAGAGCUGUGGCCGAGGGGUCUUUCCCCACAGCAGGGGUCGCUUCAUCUACCGCAAGGGGGGCAGAAGCCCCAACAAGUGGACUCAUGACAUGUUCCAGACUGGCGAGGAAGGGGGCGGGAACAAGGAGGAGGAGCACCACAAAGAGUUGGACCAGAAAGACGACAACCAGGCCGCCGUAGACCCCUCAGCUUCCUCCAAACUGUAGUAGAGGACUUAGGCCCUGUUACUUCUCUUGCUCCUCCUCCUCCAUCCUCGUGCUCCUCCUCCAUCCUCUUGCUCCUCCUCCAUCCUCUUGCUCCUCCUUCAUCCUCUUGCUCCUCCUCACCCAUCUUCUACCACCAGAGCUUUCUGUCCAUUUGUGAGAGGUCAUCUGAUCCUCUGAGACCAUCUCUGUGUAGGCUAUAGGAGCCUGCACACAGUCACAUCAGAAUGUACAUGAUACACUGGUCUUUGUAUUGUUGAGACAGUGCCACUUUCAGUAAGUUGUGAAAGAGAUGUUGAAUUGAACUUGAGUUUAAGAGCAAUACUUUUUUAUUUUAAUUUUAAUUACUUCCAGUAAUUUGUUUCUGUUUCUGAGUGUUUAAUUACUACCAGUAAUUUGUCUUUGUUUAUCUGUCUGUAUUUGCUUUAUUUGUUUUGUGAACAGCUGACUGGUUUUCAGUUGUUUUCUGGGUCUGCAAUGGUGAUGGUAUUGCAGCUACAUUGAUUUAAAACUUCAAGGACUAAUUAUUUUCCCUGUUAAGACAUUGAAAUGACAUGCAUUUGUGCCUUAAAGUGUAUAUUCAUACAUGGUGAUAUAUGUGCAUUGCUCUAAUUUUGUGCAAAUGUUCUGCUGUACUAGCUAACGCAAGCCUUUAGCUAAACAGGUGUUUUGGGCAAUGAUAAGUUUCUGAGGGUAUUUGCAUAACCAUUUGGACUCGAACUUCCCCACCCCAUUGGACCAACCUACUGUGGGUACUGAACCUCCCCACCCCAUUGGACCAACCUACUGUAGGUACUGAGAACUCCCCACCCCAUUGGACCAACCUACU
Molecule: messenger RNA, 3765 nt
Organism: Oncorhynchus nerka (sockeye salmon)
Lineage: Eukaryota; Metazoa; Chordata; Actinopteri; Salmoniformes; Salmonidae
Product: thyroid hormone receptor-associated protein 3-like
Exons: 11
Coding region: 135-2939 (934 amino acids)
Biological process (GO): positive regulation of transcription by RNA polymerase II
Cellular component (GO): mediator complex
Molecular function (GO): transcription coregulator activity; DNA binding
Source: RefSeq, a predicted model, not a curated record